ACUCAGCUUUUUUACAUCGUAUCACUGAGAUAGAUAAGAUAUCUUAUCUAGUAUAAAUAUAGUAUGUUAUUUUAUCGAUCUCAGUGCGUCGUAUAUUUCUACCGUGUUGUACUGUUAUGCUCUUCGUAUGGUCUGACUACGUGAGUUUUAUGUCCGUUUGGGCGUCGGUCAUCUCGUUGAACUAUAAUGCUGUAACGCCGCAUACACUAACGUGCCAUUCGUGCUCGCCGAUGCCGAGUGGUUAAGGCCGUUGCUCUACGCGUUAUCGUUUGCUCGCGAGGACUGUUGUCGUCAGACCGUCGCUCCACAAAACGUUCUUAACGCUCGGGGACGUGCAUUACAUUUCGUCAUUCCACGUACCAUUACGGAUUAAAUGUUCGUGUCCAUAACGAGUUCCUUGAGCAGCUCAGCAAGGAUGUGCUCAAGACAUCACCAGGUACGGUUGAAUGGACCUACGGUGCUCCCCAUUCCUCAAUAUUUUAUAAUAGCAUCCGAAGAAUGCGCUUAAAAGCCCCGUUUGCGCAAACAUUGGUAGCAGAGCACGGUUGGUUGAUCCAUCAUUAAACAGAGGUACUCAGUUUCCAAUUGACAGUAAUACAAUUGACAACAGUCACGAUGCACAAAGGCAGCGGACAUAAAUAUUCAGGGAUGAAAAAAAUAUUCAAAUUGGCAGUAAUAAUAUUGACAAUAUUCUUGAUGUUCAAUGGCAGUGGACAUAAAUAUUCAGCGAUGAAAAAAAUAUACAAAUUGGUAGUAAUGAAAUUGAUAACAAUCUUGAUGAAGAAUGGCAGUGGAAAUAAAUAUUCAGGGAUGAAAAAAAUAUUCAAAUUGGCAGGAAUAAUAUUGACAAUAUCCUGGUUGUACAAUGGCAGUGGACAUAAAUAUUCAGUGAUGAAAAAAAUAUUCAAAUUGGUAGUUAUCAAAUUGAUAACAAUCUUGAUGAAGAAUGGCAGUGGACAUAAAUAUUCGGGGAUGAAAAAAAUAUUCAAAUUGGCAGUAAUAGUAUUGACAAUAUUCUUGUUGUUCAAUGGUAAGGGACAUGAAUAUUCAGUGAUUAAAAAAAUAUUCAAAUUGGUAGUAAUCAAAUUGACAUCAGUUUUGAUGCACAAUAGCAGUGGACAUAAAUAUUCAGGGAUGAAAAAAAUAUUCAAAUUGGUAGUAAUCAAAUUGAUAACAGUCUUGAUGAACAAUGACAGUGGACAUAAAUAUUCAGGGAUGAACAAAAUAUUCAAAUUGGCAGGAAUAAUAUUGACAAUAUCCUGGUUGUACAAUGGCAGUGGACAUAAAUAUUCAGUGAUGAAAAAAAUAUUCAAAUUUUUCCAGUUGGUAGUAAUCAAAUUGACAACAGUUUUGAAGUACAAUGGCAGUGGACAUAAAUAUUCAGUGAUGAAAAAAAUAUUCAAAUUGGCAGUAAUAAUAUUGGCAAUAUUCUUGAUGUACAAUGACAAGGGACAUGAAUAUUCAAUGAUGAAAAAAUUAUUCAAAUUGGCAGUAUUAAUAUUGGCAAUAUUCUUGAUGUACAAUAACAGGGAACAUGAAUAUACAGUGAUGAAAAAAUUAUUCAAAUUGGCAGUAAUAAUAUUGGCAAUAUUCUUGAUGUACAAUACAAAGGGAUCGGAAUGUUCAGUGAUGAAUAAAAUAUUCAAAUUGAGUGUAGAGUGAGCAAUAUCCGACUUAAAAUGUCGGCAGUUAUAUUAUUGACAAUAGACUUGCUGUACAAUAGCAGUGGACUUAAAUUCCACGGAAGAAAAAAAUAUUCAAAGUGAAUGCAGAAUGAGCAAGAUUUGACUUAAAAUUGUAUUUGUUUUAAUGGUGUUAAUUUAUUUAUUUUAAUUAUUGUACGUUCUGUCUGUUUUGUUCAUCAACAGGUUAAAAUAUAAGUGAACUUUGUCUAAUUUUGGAAAAGUUUUUAAUUAGUUCCCACAUAUUAUAGUGUAUUAUUAUCUACAUGAAUAAUUUUUUUGUAUUGUUCUUUCUUACAUAAUUGAUAGAGGGAAUUUUCAAUGUAUAACAUCUGACUUUUGUAUAAUUUUUUAAGUAUUGCAUUUAUUAUAUCAUUUCUAAUAAGUGUUUAUUUUUCAAUUAAUGAACGUGAGUAUUUUAACGGGUUAGUAGUAGAGCUAGCUAUAGUUAUUUUUAACAAUAACAAAUAUCUAAAAUUAUUUGACAGUGAAUCGUUAUUUUACUAGUGAAUUUUGAAUUUUGUAAAAAUAUAAACUUAAGAUAAAAUUUUUUUUGUCACAAAUGUUCAAGUUCUUCUAUAAUUAUUGUAAGCCAAAUUUAUGGAUUAAAGUUUCAAUUCUUAGUUUCUUAUACAAAUGUUAUUAUAAAUGUUAACUGCAAUAUAAUUUGAAAAUAUUCAUGAUUUUGAUGUAUUUUUGUCAACAUUUGUACUUGACAGGCUAAAUAAACAAUCGUUUUGUUAAUUUUUUAUAUUUUAUACAUGUAUUAUGUAUAGUAUUAAUUCCAUAUUUAAUUCCAAUUAUUGAUCAAGGGCACUUUUAUGUAUUAGAAAGGAACAAUGAAUGUUCAUUUUUCCAUUUUCCAACAGCACGCCGUUGAUACAACCCGUGUUGUGGACCCACAACUAGCACAAAGUUACUUUAAAAUUUAAAGUUUCGUUAAACAUAACCCCCUCCCCCUCAUUUACACCCAUAAUUAUAUCAUAACAAG
Aphis gossypii (cotton aphid) is the source of this 2673-nucleotide messenger RNA. RefSeq lists its product as uncharacterized. The transcript is spliced from 16 exons. The record is from RefSeq and is a predicted model, not a curated record. NCBI's taxonomy places the organism in Eukaryota, Metazoa, Arthropoda, Insecta, Hemiptera, Aphididae. Bases 616 to 1662 code for a protein of 348 amino acids.